Molecule: messenger RNA, 1416 nt
Organism: Linum trigynum
Lineage: Eukaryota; Viridiplantae; Streptophyta; Magnoliopsida; Malpighiales; Linaceae
Source: the annotation of a GenBank genome assembly
GACAAUAAAGAAUUUUCACUUUAUCCCAACCCAACCUUUUCUCUCUCCACACUCUUCUUCUUCUUCGCGUCACCCUUACUCCAUUUAUUAAACCAUUUCUGUCUCCCUCUGUCUGUCCCAGAAACAGAGCGGGAAGAAGAAAAUGGUGGCGCCUUCUCCCUUCCCUCCCCCGCCUUCCUUUCGCCUCUACCACCUCCUCCUCUACCACUAAACUAAAGCCCUUCCAAACUAACUACUUCUUCCCUUCCAUUCACCCCACAAAAUUCCCAAUCCCUUUCCCCAGAUCUACAAUCACCUCUCUCCCCUGCCCCUGCCCCUGCCGAUCGGUCAAUCUUAAAAUUUUCAAACUUUUCUUUGAUGGGAGCUGGUUUCUCCGACUUACUAGAUCGAGACGACGGGAGGACCACUCUCGGCGACGUGCCGGAGAGCUGCGCGGCGUCCAUUCUCGGGUGCUUGGACCCGCCGGAGAUUUGCCGGCUGGCGGGGCUGAACAGGGCCUUCCGCGGCGCCUCGUGGGCGGACAUUGUCUGGGAGACCAAACUGCCCUCCAAUUAUAAGUUCCUGGUGGAGAAAGUACUGGCAGACAAAACGAUGCCGGAGAAGAGCAGCCGGAAGGAGAUUUACUCCCGGCUCUGCGCGCCCAAUUGCUUCGCCGAUGACGAAAACAAGAUGGUUUGGCUCGAGAAGAGCAGCGGCAAAGUCUGUGUGUUGGUUUCGUACAAGGCAAUGAGGAUCACGGGGAUCGAUGACCGCCGAUAUUGGACCCAUAUUCCCUCCGACGAGUCCAGGUUCAAACAGAUAGCGUAUCUUCAGCAAACGUGGUGGUUGGAAGUGGUUGGGGAGCUGGACGACUUCCACUUCCCCGCUGGCACCUACACCCUCUUCUUCAAGCUCCACCUCGGCAAGCCAUCCGCCGCCUCCAAACGGUUCAUCGGCGGCCGCCGCGUCAGCAGCUCGGACCAGGUUCACGGCUGGGACAAGAAACCCGUCAGGUUCCAACUGUCCACCUCCAACGGCCGCCAAACCGCCUGGUCGGAGCGGUACCUGGCGGAACAGGGCAGCUGGGCGCACUACCGUGCCGGCGAGUUCACCGUCGACAACCCGGACGUUCCGAUCAAGAUCAAGUUCUCGAUGAUGCAGAUUGAUUGUACGCACACGAAAGGCGGGUUGUGCUUGGAUUCCGUCCUGGUUUGUCCUAAGGAAUUGGGAGAUGGAGUGAUGAUGAAGCAAUUAGCAUGAGUAGAAUUUUGAUCAGUCAAAUUUGCUAUGGAAAUGGAGGUUAUAUUAUAUAUGUAUGUUACGUAUUUGUUUAUGUAUAUAUACGCGGCGAGAUUAUAUUCAUUGAUAUUGUUAGCGAGGCAGAGCUGUGUAACAGAGUAAAAGGAAGAAGAGAAAAAAUAAAGUGGGUGAUCAGGA